AUGUUUUCACAUGUGCUUAUCUGUCCAAAGCGCGAAGUUAAGCGUUUUCUUGAUCUAACUGCUGAGGAGACUUCUGAUUUAUGGCUCACUGCACAAAAAGUCGGCAGGCAGCUUGAGAGCUACCACAAGGCUUCAUCACUCACUUUGGCCAUCCAAGAUGGGCCCCAAGCAGGACAGACAGUACCUCAUGUUCACAUUCACGUUGUCCCGCGGAAAGGUGGUGAUUUUGAGAAGAAUGAUGAGAUAUAUGAUGCAAUGGAUGAAAAGGAGAAGGAAUUGAAGGAAAAACUUGAUUUGGACAAGGAGAGGAAAGACAGGAGUGCGGAAGAGAUGUCACAAGAGGCAGAGGAAUACAGAAAACUUUUCUUGUAA
This is a messenger RNA of Vicia faba (fava bean), 372 nucleotides long. Lineage: Eukaryota; Viridiplantae; Streptophyta; Magnoliopsida; Fabales; Fabaceae. The record is from the annotation of a GenBank genome assembly.